Molecule: messenger RNA, 1742 nt
Organism: Salpingoeca rosetta
Lineage: Eukaryota; Choanoflagellata; Craspedida; Salpingoecidae
Exons: 7
Coding region: 74-1546 (490 amino acids)
Biological process (GO): positive regulation of transcription elongation by RNA polymerase II; transcription elongation by RNA polymerase II
Cellular component (GO): Cdc73/Paf1 complex; nucleus
Molecular function (GO): RNA polymerase II C-terminal domain phosphoserine binding
Source: RefSeq, a predicted model, not a curated record
UGCCCGUGAUUUUCGUCUCUGCAAACAACGAACAGCAACAAGGCGCUCGCUCGCUGCACGGGAACCAACCACGAUGAUGUCUGAGGACGAGGGCAGGACGACGGGCAUGAGCGAAGAGGGAAAGGAGCGUGCAGAGGCCAGUGGUGCACAGGAGGCUGCAGAGGCAAGUCGUGCACAGGAGGCUGCAGAUAGUGCAGCAAGUGCUGCGACAACCGCCGACAACGACAAGAACAACAGUGGUGACCAAGCGUCGACAACAGAAGCUGACACAGAGAACAGCGAACACGAUGCCGGUGCGACGACGGAUACAGCUACAGCACCAGAGUCCAGCAGCAAGCAAAGCGCCGAGACGCUGGAGGCACUCUUCAACGAUGACGACGAUGGCGACGAUGACGAUGAUGAUGUGGCGAUGAAGAAACCCUCGACAAAGGCCGUGGGCCCUCUGGAGAGCGAUGAAGAGGAAGAUGACGAGCAAGCGCAAGCAGAAGCCACCCAAGAACCAAGCAACAAAGACCAGGACAGGCCUGUCUCCCCUACACCUGCACUGAGCCCGUCGCCUGUUGCCGAGUCAGCGCCUGCCGCAAGUGCGCGCGAUCUGAUUGGCGAUGUCUCCGAGGAUGACGACGACGACACCAAUGCGUUUGGUAUGGGCGGGUCGCAGACGAUGAUGAUGACUGGCGAGGACGAGGCGCCUGUGCUGAAGCCACGCGACCCGGUGUACGCACCAUGUUUCCUCAAGCACAUUGGCUCCAAGAUUUACCUCGCCAAGAUGCCAAACUUCAUCAGCAUCAACCCAAAGCCGUUUGAUGCUGAGACGUUUACGGCAGAGGAGAACGAGGAGUCGCACGUCAUGGACGACCUUGGCCGUCGCCGCGUCAAGCUCAGGCUGGAGAACACGAUCCGGUGGCGGCGCAACGACGACGGCGCGAUGGAGUCCAACGCGCGGCUGGUGCGCUGGAACGACAACAGCAUGUCCCUCAUCCUCGGCGACGAGGUGCACGACGUCGUGCUUACAGACCUCGGUGCGGGCGGGCCCGUGCAGCAGCUGCUGCAGACGCGGGAGGACGGGUCGGGGUAUGAGGCGCGCGCACCGUUUGAGCAGCGGCUGACGUUUAAGGCGGCGACGCUGAGCGGACGCACGCAGCAGCGGCUGAUGCACAGCGUGAAGACGCACUCGCGGGCCGUGCGACGCACGAAGACAACGGUGGUGAGCGAGAAUCCCGAGAAGGCGAAGCAGAAGGCGAUCAAGGAGGAGCAGGAGGCGAUUCGGCAGCGGAACAGGGAGCUGCGACGGCGCAAGAAGGCCAAGACGUCGCUCACUGUCAAGGACCUCGAGGGCGAAUACGGGUGGAGCAUCAACGCCGUCAAGGCCGGGGAUUACGACAACGACGAAGACGAUUACGAAGAUGAGGAGGAGGAUGAUGAUGACUUCCUUGCCGACGAGGAGGAGGUUGAGCGGGUGGAGCGAAGAGCAGCGCCGCGCGCGGCACCGAAAGCAAACAAGCGAAUUGUCCUUUCUGAUGACGAAGACGACGACGAUGAGUAGCACGCAAGCACCAGCCACCGUCGCGUGUGUGUGUGUGUGUGUGUUUUGUUUGUUUGUUUGUUUGUGUUUGUUUGCUUGUCGCUGUAUCUUGUUGGGCUGUUUGUAUUGUGGUUCUUGCGGUGCUUGUUGAAUACAUGCUUGCGUGUUUGCUUGUUUGAGGGAGCGUCGUUUAUGAACCAAAGGAUGUGUAACAAGG